GCAUGCUGCAGGGAGGCGUUUGUGUCCUUCAUGAACACAUGAGUGGCUGACAGAUGAGUGUCUUCCACCCCGCACUGCUAUAGGUGCUCCAGACUUGGAGCUGCUCAGUAGGGAAAAGAUGGAUUCCAAAGACGAAAGCUCACACGUGUGGCCGACUUCUGCAGAGCAUGAACAGAACGCUGCACAGGUGCACUUUGUUCCCGAUGCUGGAACUGUGGCUCAGAUCGUAUACACCGAUGACCAGGUUCGCCCACCCCAGCAGGUGGUAUAUACGGCAGAUGGUGCCUCCUACACUUCAGUGGAUGGUCCGGAGCACACACUGGUGUACAUCCAUCCUGUGGAAGCCGCACAGACUCUGUUUACAGACUCAGGCCAGGUGGCUUACGUUCAGCAGGAUGCUACAGCUCAGCAGGCUUCGUUACCAGUGCAUAACCAGGUGUUACCCUCAAUCGAGAGUGUGGAUGGUUCCGACCCUUUGGCAACUCUGCAGACCCCUAUAGGUAGACUGGAGGCAAAAGAGGAGGAGGACGAGGAUGAGGAUGAGGAUACUGAGGAAGAUGAGGAAGAAGAUGGUGAAGACACAGAUCUGGAUGAUUGGGAGCCAGACCCGCCCCGGCCUUUUGACCCACAUGACUUAUGGUGUGAGGAGUGUAAUAAUGCACAUUCUUCAGUGUGCCCAAAGCAUGGCCCAUUACAUCCGAUCCCCAACCGGCCCGUGCUCACCCGAGCAAGAGCGAGUCUCCCCCUGGUGCUCUACAUAGACAGGUUCCUUGGAGGAGUGUUCUCCAAAAGGCGCAUCCCUAAGCGUACCCAGUUUGGCCCUGUGGAGGGACCCCUCGUCAGGGGAUCUGAGCUGAAAGACUGUUAUAUUCAUCUAAAGGUUUCUCUUGAUAAAGGGGACAGAAAAGACAGGGAUUUGCAUGAAGACCUAUGGUUUGAGUUAUCUGAUGAGACCCUUUGUAACUGGAUGAUGUUUGUACGUCCAGCCCAGAAUCACCUGGAGCAGAAUCUAGUGGCUUACCAGUAUGGCCACCAUGUGUAUUAUACAACCAUAAAGAACGUGGAGCCCAAACAGGAACUGAAGGUGUGGUAUGCUGCAUCUUAUGCUGAGUUCGUGAACCAGAAAAUUCAUGACAUUUCGGAAGAAGAAAGGAAAGUCCUUCGAGAGCAAGAAAAGAAUUGGCCCUGCUAUGAAUGUAACCGCCGAUUUAUAAGCUCAGAGCAGUUGCAGCAGCAUCUCAAUUCUCAUGAUGAGAAACUGGAUGUGUUCAGCAGAACAAGAGGCAGAGGAAGGGGACGAGGCAAGAGGCGAUUCGGUCCAGGUCGACGGCCAGGGCGUCCUCCAAAAUUUAUCCGCCUGGAAAUAACCAGUGAAAAUGGGGAAAAGAGUGACGAUGGGACACAGGACUUGCUGCAUUUUCCCACGAAGGAGCAGUUUGAUGAGGCUGAACCAGCCACUCUGAAUGGUCUGGAUCAACCGGAGCAGACCACUAUCCCAAUCCCUCAGCUGCCACAGGAAACACAAUCUUCCCUGGAGCAUGACCCAGAAACUCACACCCUGCAUCUGCAGCCACAGCAUGAAGAGAGUGUGGUGCCUACCCAGAGCACAUUGACAGCUGAUGACAUGCGCAGAGCCAAACGCAUCCGAUUGGAGCUGCAGAAUGCAGCUCUUCAGCAUCUGUUUAUUCGGAAGUCCUUCCGGCCUUUUAAAUGUUUGCAGUGUGGGAAGGCCUUCCGGGAAAAGGACAAACUGGACCAACACUUGCGCUUCCAUGGGCGGGAGGGAAACUGCCCGUUGACCUGUGAUCUCUGUAACAAGGGCUUCAUCAGCAGCACAUCCUUGGAGAGCCACAUGAAGCUCCAUUCAGACCAGAAGACUUACUCUUGCAUUUUUUGCCCAGAAUCCUUUGACCGUCUUGAUUUGUUGAAAGAUCAUGUGGCCAUUCAUAUCAAUGAUGGCUACUUCACCUGCCCAACUUGUAAGAAACGGUUCCCAGAUUUUAUCCAGGUGAAAAAACACGUGCGCAGCUUCCACUCAGAAAAAAUCUACCAGUGCACAGAGUGUGACAAGGCCUUCUGCCGCCCCGACAAACUGCGACUUCACAUGCUCCGGCAUUCGGACCGCAAAGACUUCCUGUGUUCGACCUGUGGGAAGCAAUUUAAGCGAAAAGACAAACUUCGGGAACACAUGCAAAGGAUGCAUAAUCCUGAGAGAGAGGCCAAGAAAGCUGACCGCAUCAGCCGCUCCAAGACAUUCAAGCCUCGUAUCACGUCGACAGACUAUGACAGCUUCACGUUCAAGUGCCGUCUGUGCAUGAUGGGCUUCCGGCGACGUGGCAUGCUGGUAAAUCACUUAUCAAAGAGGCACCCAGACAUGAAGAUAGAAGAGGUGCCAGAGUUAACUCUACCCAUCAUAAAACCCAACCGUGAUUACUUUUGCCAGUAUUGUGAUAAGGUUUAUAAAAGUGCCAGCAAGCGUAAAGCCCAUAUUCUGAAGAACCAUCCAGGAGCUGAGCUCCCACCAAGCAUUCGGAAACUCCGUCCUGCUGGUCCUGGAGAGCCAGACCCUAUGCUGAGCACGCACACCCAGCUGACGGGCACCAUCGCCACCCCUCCUGUCUGCUGUCCCCACUGCUCCAAGCAGUACAGCAGCAAGACUAAAAUGGUUCAACACAUUCGAAAGAAACAUCCAGAGUACGCCCAGCUCCCUAACACCAUUCAUACGCCAUUGACGACAGCAGUGAUCAGUGCUGCCCCAGCAGUUUUAACUACAGACAGUGCCACUGGAGAGACUGUGGUGACAACAGACCUGCUCACCCAAGCAAUGACAGAACUGUCCCAGACCUUAACGACAGAUUACCGAACACCACAAGGGGACUACCAGAGAAUUCAAUAUAUCCCUGUGUCACAGUCUGCAUCUGGUCUCCAGCAACCUCAGCAUAUUCAACUUCAAGUGGUGCAAGUGGCCCCGGCCACAUCCCCUCAUCAGUCUCAGCAGUCCACUGUGGAUGUUGGCCAGCUCCACGAUCCUCAGACCUAUACCCAGCAUGCCAUCCAGGUACAGCACAUCCAGGUUGCUGAGCCCACCACUUCGGCCCCGUCCUCAUCCCAGGUAGCAGGGCAGCCACUGAGCCCCUCUGCCCAGCAGGCUCAGCAGGGGCUCAGCCCCUCCCACAUACAAGGCAGCUCCUCCACACAAGGGCAGGCUUUGCAGCAGCAGCAGCAGCAGCAGCAGAAUUCCUCUGUGCAACACACGUACCUGCCCAAUGCUUGGAAUUCCUUCCGUGGCUAUUCAUCUGAAAUUCAAAUGAUGACACUUCCCCCAGGUCAGUUUGUGAUUACAGAUAGUGGUGUGGCAACUCCAGUUACCACUGGCCAAGUGAAGGCAGUUACUCCGGGUCAUUAUGUAUUAUCUGAAAGUCAACCAGAAUUGGAGGAAAAGCAAACUUCUGCCCUCUCCGGUGGAGUCCAGGUUCAGCCACCUGCACACAGUGACUCCUUGGACCCCCAGACUACCAACCAACAGCAAACCACACAGUACAUCAUUACCACCACCACUAAUGGGAAUGGAAGCAGCGAAGUGCACAUCACCAAACCAUGA
Molecule: messenger RNA, 3601 nt
Organism: Carlito syrichta (Philippine tarsier)
Lineage: Eukaryota; Metazoa; Chordata; Mammalia; Primates; Tarsiidae
Gene: PRDM10
Product: PR/SET domain 10
Exons: 21
Coding region: 119-3601 (1160 amino acids)
Biological process (GO): regulation of transcription by RNA polymerase II
Cellular component (GO): nucleus
Molecular function (GO): RNA polymerase II transcription regulatory region sequence-specific DNA binding; protein binding; DNA-binding transcription factor activity, RNA polymerase II-specific
Source: RefSeq, a predicted model, not a curated record